Penicillium soppii is the source of this 267-nucleotide messenger RNA. RefSeq lists its product as uncharacterized. The coding region runs from base 1 to 267 and encodes 88 amino acids. The transcript has a single exon. NCBI's taxonomy places the organism in Eukaryota, Fungi, Ascomycota, Eurotiomycetes, Eurotiales, Aspergillaceae. The record is from RefSeq and is a predicted model, not a curated record. Gene Ontology annotation, molecular function: nucleic acid binding.
AUGUCCCAUACCCAUACUAUGACUAAAGAAGUCCUUGUCUUCACAGACGAUGUUGUGGCUCUUCGGCCGGUGGACAGCAGCUCGGCGUACGGGACAAAUAGCGAAAUUGCUGAGCAGGUGGAAAGAGUCUACAGCCUCUACCAGAUAUUGCACGACCAAGGCAUACACCUGGAGCUUUGUUACAGCCCAGGUCACGCUGGGGUUCCCGGCAACCAGGCCGCGGACGCUGAGGCACGGCGUUAUCAAAUGCAAUUGCUUUGGAAUUAG